UGGACUGAGUAAAUUGCAUUAAACUUAUAUAUGAUCCUUUAAACAAGAUAAUUCCAUAACGAAUCUCAUACGAAACUUCAUUUACACCCUCACCGGCACCCCUACACUUCAUCACUUUUGUUUCCACAUCCAUAUCACACCUGACGUUGUCUUGCAACAAAUUGUCCGAUCAACGUGUUUUUUGCUGUAAGUUAUGCUACAGUCUUCGAAAAAUCAUCGAAUUCUAUCUACAUUAUUGAUUCACUACAAGAACUUGUGUCAUUAAUGUAAAGAAUGUGCUUCUUUACAUUUAAUGCAAUUUGUUUUCUUAGAGUUUCAGAUCAUCUGAAAGCAAGAGCAAACACUAGCUUGGUAAUCGUAAGAUCAACAGUAUCUAUUUUCUGUGAAAGGAGCUAGACAGCGUCAUUAAGCGAUAGUUAAAAAAACUGCUUCGGUAGAUGACCAAGGGAAAAUUUAUUGUUCCUUUGCACUGUCAAAGAAAAGUUUCAUUUAAACAUUCAUUUGUUUCUUCUCUGAAGAUGAACUCGAUGCACUAAUAAAAGCAACUACCAUGGGCUGUAAUGCAUCAUCAACUACAACUAGUGCUACAAGCAAUGCUUACCGUGGUUCGAACAAACACGUGGAAUCAUUAUCACCGUCCCCUAAUUCAAAUCAGCAUCAACCGGACACAAAGCCCAUUCCAAAUGAUAGUUAUCGUCGUACUCGAGCCAAUAUCAAUGACGUCAUUCAAAACUUCUUUUUAGUUUGGCUCGAUAGUAAUGUCGACAGAUCAGGCAAGGAUUAUCAACAUUCUAUAAAACAUCUGCAGCGUACCGUGAAUACAAUUGAAACAUUUCAAGAUACAGAGGAAUGUGUGAACUAUCUAUCACAGUUUGAAAACGAAAAGGCAUUUCUUGUCAUUUCUGGUGCACUAUGUGAAGCAGUUGUACCACGUGUUCAUGAUUCUAUGCCGCAAAUCUAUUCAAUUUAUUUGUUUUGCCAAAAACGUGAAAAAUACGAAGAAUGGGCAAAACAUUGGUCAAAAGUAAAAGGCAUCUAUACAGAAAUUACACCACUUUGCGAUUCUGUUCGUGCAUCAGCACGUGAAUGUGACGAAGAUUCUGUACAAAUUACGAGUGCAUCAUCAUUAGAUCAAAUUGAACCUACAUUUAUGUAUACACAACUAUUAAAAGAAAUUAUACUUGAAAUAGACUUCGAUCAAAACAAAGAAAUUCACGAUCUGGUUGAGUAUGUUCGACCAAAAUACGCCGGCAACGAUGAACAAUUAGAAAUAAUCGAUGAAUUCACUCGAGAUUAUCAAGGAAAUAUUGAUGACAAGCCUGUAUGGUGGUACUCUACAAAUGGAAACAUUGCUCAAAAUGGCUUUCUUUAUACACGACCUUCAUCAAAACAUCGAGGAAUUGUAUUCAAACCAAUUAAAUAA
Molecule: messenger RNA, 1423 nt
Organism: Rotaria sordida
Lineage: Eukaryota; Metazoa; Rotifera; Eurotatoria; Philodinida; Philodinidae
Source: the annotation of a GenBank genome assembly